GGUCAGUGGGGCAGUUCCUCUGGGGCCGCCUUUCACAGGGAGUGUUAGCCAUGCCCUUUUGGCCUUGGGCCUAACGUCCUGGCUUGGCCUGGGUCCUCAGUUCUUCUGGCCCCAGCAGAGGCUAGAUGGGAAAUCUUCUGAGCUGGGGCUCCAACCCUGCCCCGAAGUUGCAGCCUCUGCUUCCCACCAUCUGCUGCCAACUGCCUUGCCGUGGGACAACAGUGGCACUUGCAUGCGGAAGUGACUAGGUUUCAGUCAUGGCCGCAAUCCGAAAGAAGCUCGUGAUCGUGGGCGAUGGUGCCUGUGGGAAGACCUGCCUGCUCAUUGUCUUCAGCAAGGAUCAGUUCCCAGAGGUCUACGUCCCCACUGUCUUUGAGAACUACAUCGCAGACAUCGAGGUGGAUGGCAAGCAGGUGGAGCUGGCUCUGUGGGACACAGCAGGACAAGAAGACUACGAUCGCCUGCGGCCUCUCUCCUACCCAGACACCGACGUCAUCCUCAUGUGUUUCUCCAUUGACAGUCCUGACAGCCUUGAAAACAUUCCUGAAAAGUGGACCCCGGAGGUGAAGCACUUUUGUCCCAAUGUGCCCAUCAUCCUAGUGGGGAAUAAAAAGGACCUGAGGCAAGAUGAGCAUACCAGGAGAGAGCUGGCCAAGAUGAAACAGGAGCCUGUUCGAUCUGAGGAAGGCCGGGACAUGGCAAACAGGAUCAGUGCCUUCGGCUACCUUGAGUGCUCAGCCAAGACUAAGGAAGGGGUGCGGGAGGUAUUUGAGAUGGCCACUCGGGCUGGUCUACAGGUCCGCAAGAAUAAGCGCCGGAGGGGCUGUCCCAUUCUCUGAGUUCCUCAAAAUCUCCUCAGUUGCCUCCCUCCUGCCCCCCACUCCAUCCUUGUAGGACUCCAUGCUGCCAGUUUCUUUUUUGGUUUCUUCCUGCCCAGGACUGCAUGAGUUUUCCCAGCCCCAAGUUGGAGCUGGUAGUCCCUUCCUCCCUGCCUCUGGGAACCAGGCUGGUGCCCUGCCCUUCCUGAGCAGAGCCCCUCCUCCUGCUGCAUUGGUCCAGGGGUGGGGCUCUUAGUCCCUUUGGCCUUCCCCAUAUCACACACCAGCACUUUAUAUAUUUCUGACUCACAGGAGGAGUCUAGGGUAAGGACUGGGAUUUCUGCUUUGGGUAAUAGCCUUAACUUGGUGGGAAGGCAGGAUACGAAUAAAGGUCAAAGGUUGCACCACG
Messenger RNA from Meriones unguiculatus (Mongolian gerbil), 1227 nucleotides. It is a transcript of the gene Rhoc, whose product is annotated as ras homolog family member C. Gene Ontology annotation, cellular component: neuron projection. Gene Ontology annotation, molecular function: GTP binding; GTPase activity. The record is from RefSeq and is a predicted model, not a curated record. Gene Ontology annotation, biological process: small GTPase-mediated signal transduction. The transcript is spliced from 5 exons. Lineage: Eukaryota; Metazoa; Chordata; Mammalia; Rodentia; Muridae. The coding region runs from base 258 to 839 and encodes 193 amino acids.